CAAAUGUAUAGUACCGUUGGGCGCAUGACUGAUACUGAACUAUAAUCUGUGCGGAUUACAGUCAUGUAUGCUUAUAUCUGUGAUUACAGUUUUGUCACUUUUUUGAUAUCUCUCAGUCCGCCAAACAAAAAUCAUUGAAAUGAACGGCCGUCGGUGGGACGGCUUUUGAAUGUGUCCCGUUCAAAUGUAACGGGACGUACCCAUUGAAGCGUUAGACGAUCGAAUCGCGUAUUUACUAUCGUACCAUGUCGGAUCAUUCGUCACUAGUCGCAACGUUCAAAGAAAAACUGCGACCCAGAUACUAUGGCAAGUCUGGUGGAGCGAACAGUCGUUACAUCAAAGAGAACAUUUAUUUCAACGGCAUAGCCUUGAAGGAGUCAUUGCUGCACGACAACGAGUAUCAGGAAACACAGACCCAUAAACGCAUGCUGAUCGGCCACAACAAUAAGACCGCCACUUACCCAAACAACAACAAGUGUCUAGAGCUGGAAAAAGGUUGUUUCAUAUAUCAGAACCCUGCAAGCCAUUACGACGAUAACGAUUUUAUACACAAGUUCACGGACAUGUCUAUGGUUAAUGAGCUCGGGGUGGUCAACAGCAAUUACACACAUUCCUUAGACACCAAAACGUAUAAUUUGAAAAAAAAUGACCGUGAAGAAAUUCGUAAACGCUUAGUAGAUGGUUAUCAUAACACAAGAAAGUCGACAAAAAAAUCAAGUUUAGAGUCUAGAUUACAAAAUGGUUCUAAUCUACAGCUAUGCUUUAUGAACGAACAAUCUUCAGACACGGAAUUACCAAUUAAUAAUUGCGACAUCUCAGCUGAAGAUGAAAAGCUAAAAUCUGCUGCUGAACUUAAGCAAGGUCUAAAUUUGGCAAAAAACCGAGCUCGAGCACAUAUGAUUUCAGACCAGCGCAAUUGUGUAAUUUCAGCUGUAAUUAAAGAAAGUCUUUCAAAAGUUGGAGUGAAGUUAGACAAUGAUAGAAGACGUGUCAGUAGACAUUUCUUAAUGCGUUUGAACUUGGCACAACUACAAGUUAUUGUUAAUGAUCUACAUUCUUACAUCGAAUAUUUAAACGAAAGCCUCGUGAAUUUAUUACUAGAAAGAGAUGAAUUACACAUGGCAAAAGAUUCAAUGUUAGUUGACAUUGAAGAUUUAAAACACGUUACUCGCAUGUCAUAUUAGUGCAAAAAACUACUUUCACAUUUUUGAAACUAUUUGUAUCUUAAAAGUGUGUGUAACUUUAAAACAUUAGAACUGUAGUGUCGGAUAUUCAUAUAUAAUAUCAUUAAUGUUUUUUUUUUCAUUCCUUCAAGUAUUAUACGUUAUAAUUUAUAAAAAAGGCUGUACCUAGAAUAUAAAUUUAGUAGGAGUUUUUAUGAAUAAGUCAUGAUGUUAAAUUGUAUAAAAAUUAUAAUAAAAAACAAAUCUCUUUAAAUAUGAUCAAAUUUCUUAAGGAGGGUGAACUUUUACAUGUACAGCCUUGUUUAUUGAUAUUUAGAUUAUUGAAACCUAUGGUUAGUGCCUAGAUUAUAUCGUUAGGUACUUAAAUUGUUUUAAAAGCAUUUAUUUCUGUAUUUCCUAUUAUUAUAUUAUAUCAUAUACUAAUGAUAUAGUAUCCUACUAUAAUAGGGUAUCACUUUGUAGUUAACUUCAUAAUUUAAAUAUAAUUAUGGAUGAUAAUUAAAAAUA
This is a messenger RNA of Myzus persicae (green peach aphid), 1691 nucleotides long. RefSeq names its product schwannomin-interacting protein 1 (gene Schip1). The coding region runs from base 246 to 1184 and encodes 312 amino acids. The transcript has 6 exons. Gene Ontology annotation, cellular component: plasma membrane; cell junction. Gene Ontology annotation, biological process: positive regulation of hippo signaling. NCBI's taxonomy places the organism in Eukaryota, Metazoa, Arthropoda, Insecta, Hemiptera, Aphididae. The record is from RefSeq and is a predicted model, not a curated record.